Molecule: messenger RNA, 3099 nt
Organism: Branchiostoma floridae (Florida lancelet)
Lineage: Eukaryota; Metazoa; Chordata; Leptocardii; Amphioxiformes; Branchiostomatidae
Product: tumor susceptibility gene 101 protein-like
Exons: 12
Coding region: 181-1524 (447 amino acids)
Biological process (GO): endosome to lysosome transport; protein transport; protein modification process
Cellular component (GO): ESCRT I complex
Molecular function (GO): ubiquitin binding
Source: RefSeq, a predicted model, not a curated record
GUUUCUUUUGCUAGCCGUUCUUUAAAUUUUCGUUCUUCAUUUUCACAAAAUUUGUGUCACGACAAGUUACCAGGACUGACAGAGAAAUAGAAUUUAGGUUAGGCAAAGUACCGCCCCCCUCCCCAUCUUGUCCAGACUCUGACGUUUUUGAAGUAGCAACGUAAACUGACGGCUCCAGAAAUGGCUACUGGGAACUAUGAACAGUACCUGAAGACUUGUUUGGCUAAGAACAAGGCUUUCAAGAAGUACAAGAACAAGGAUGUUACUAAGAGAGAAGUGCUCCAAGUCUUUACAAGUUAUGGGGAUCUAAAGCCUAACCUGCAACCACACAUUUUCAAUGAUGGCAGCAGAAAGGAUCUUCUCACUCUGGAAGGAACCAUUCCAGUCCAGUACAGGGGUUCGACAUACAACAUCCCAGUGUGCAUGUACCUGAUGGAAACACACCCGUACAACCCACCCCUCUGCUAUGUGCGACCCACGGCCACCAUGGAGAUCAAAACAGGCAAGCACGUGGACAGCAGUGGGAGGGUCUACCUGCCCUACCUACAUGAGUGGAAACAUGGCAAGUCUGACCUGAUAGGUCUGAUCGAGGUGAUGAGGAUCGUGUUUGGAGAGGAGCCUCCCGUGUUCGCUAAGUCAGCUGCCUCCCACAGCCAGCCAGCCGCUCACCAACCCUACCCCAUGGCAGGGGGCCAAACACCCUACCCUGUGGGACCCCCUGGAGGGGGCUACCCUUCCAUGCCUAUGCCUUCUAUGCCUGGUGGUGCCACCAGUACCCCUUACCCGUCCUACCCACCAAGCACUGGGGGAUACCAGCCACCGAGUACGGGAUAUCCCGCCGGGCCGUCGUCGUAUCCAGCGUCAACGUCCGCAGGGUAUCCGGGGCAACAACAGUUCAGUGGCCAGCCGGGAUAUCAGUCAUACCCGCCACAACCCUACCAGGCAGCCACGUCUGCAACACCAGUCGCCAGCUCAGAGCGUCCUCCUCUUGAAAGUCGGGCCUCGAUCUCAGAAGACACAAUUCGAGCCUCGCUGCUGUCCGCUGUCAACGAUAAACUGCGCCGAAGGAUGAGGGAAACGUUUCAACAGGCACAGGCUGAGAUGGAUGCCCUGAAAAGGACGGAGGAUGAUCUGAAGAAGGGACAGAGACAGCUGGAUGAGAUGAUACAGAAACUGGACACUGAAUGUGUUGAAGUAGACAAGAAUGUGCAGUUAUUGAAACAGAAGGAUGAAGAGAUAAAGGAAGUCAUCACUAAGAUGGAGAGUCAGUCUGACAGUGUGGACAUAGACGAAGCUGUGGUCACCACAGCACCCCUCUACAAACAGCUGGUGAACUUGUUUGCUGAGGAGAAUGCCAUUGAGGACACCAUCUACUACCUGGGAGAGGCCCUCAGGAAGGGGGUCAUCGACCUGGAGGUCUUUCUGAAGCACGUUCGCGAGCUGUCCAGAAAGCAGUACAUGUGCAGAGCACUCAUCCAGAAGGCACGGAAGACAGCAGGACUGGGGGAAGUAGUCGGACACUGAGGCACACUCCGGUUCUUAGAAUUUAUUUCGUUCUUCAAGUAACCAAAAUUCAUAAUAUAGAAAGGAGUAAUUGUACCGUUCUGUUGGUUUAAGUUGUAAAUGAACCAGUAUCUAUCAUGUUCAUGCUAACAAAUUUCAGUAAUAAGUUAAGAUUUGUAAUAAGAAAAGCAUUAUCAUUCAGUCCCGCUUUGUUCUGUUCUAUUCAGUCAUAUGCUCAGUUUGUAAAUAAAUGAAUAUGUUGUCCUGUCAUAUAGGAUGUUCCUGCUCAAUGAAUUAAGGGUGGUGUAUAAAGAUAUCAAAUGGCUUUUCUUAAAGAAAACAACAUGAUCAUAUAUAUUGCGAAAAGGUUGUCACCAAUUUUCAUGAUGUGCAUUUACAAUGUAUGACACUAUCUUCCAAAUGGAUAAACUAUUUGGAUCCAGCAAUGAAAAUUCCACAAAAAGGGUGUUUUUUCAUUAUGAUGCAGUGGCUUUAGAUGUGUGUACAAUAAUGAAGUCUUCUUGUACGUGAAAAAUUUGUGUCAGGAUAAAUUUGUCACAAUUAAUAUUGAAGAUGAUGUUAUUCAUUAGCUUAGCAUGAAAGUUCAUCUGUGUUGGUAGAAUACAUUAUAGAGAAUUGCUAAACUUUCAUUCCAACACAAAGAUAAUGUAGGGACUUACCCCUAAAUUUUUUUCUUGUGAACAAAGUCGACCAAGAUCGACCAAAAAUUUAGGCGUAAGUCCCUACAUUAUCUUUGUGUUGGAAUGAAAGUUUAGCAAUUCUCUGUAAUAAUUAUUCAUUAGCAUUAAGGAAAUUUAUGAGUCAGACGUAUUAAAAAUGUGAACUGUCCCCUGAUAAUUAUAUGAUUUUGUAGCAAUGUAUAUUAUAUGUAUGUGUGUGCGUGUAUGUGUUGGUCAAAUUAAACAAAAUCGCUUUAUUUGGUGCAAAUUUCAAUCAAUUGAUUUAUAGGCAACGUACAUUGUAACUGUAUAGUACAUGACUUUGAUGGCAAUGAAAAAUGCCUGAAGAGAGUAAAACGUGUCUGAAUACAUGAGUGUCAAAAAUCUACCCCAGAAUCAUGACCAUAGAAUUUCCAGAACACAAAGAAACCAGAGGUUCUGCUGCAUUAAUCUAAAAAUAUAUACCAUCCAGAGGCUAGGGCCCAAAAUAUAAUUAUUUCUUUGGUAGACCUAACUACAAAUGUACAUUAACUAAUUACUUAAAAGUCUAAGCUACUUGAGUUACACAUUUCAACCAUGAAGUUACAUGUACAUAUUACCAACUGCAAAUGAUACCCAAAACAUAAUGGUAAUGGUCACCUAAGGAAUAAAUGCUUGAAUCAAUCUUUACCUACUACUAUUAAGUAUAUUUUUAGAUCACUGUACGAAAUCCGCUCAUAAAUACAAACUUUCAGUACAUUUUUUUCACAUAUUUUAGACUUCUUGUCUGUCUUGAUAAGGAAACGAUGUAAUUUGGAAAUAAAAGUCCAUAUCAAUCUGAUUAUUUUGCAGUAUCAAUUACAUGUAGAUACCCAUGCAAGGUUGGUGUCGAAAAACAGGUAUAUACAAUUUCAUCUAUUAAAGAUUCCACCCAACA